Messenger RNA from Diaporthe amygdali, 1362 nucleotides. RefSeq names its product rna polymerase ii-like protein. Gene Ontology annotation, biological process: transcription elongation by RNA polymerase II; positive regulation of transcription elongation by RNA polymerase II. The record is from RefSeq and is a predicted model, not a curated record. The transcript has a single exon. NCBI's taxonomy places the organism in Eukaryota, Fungi, Ascomycota, Sordariomycetes, Diaporthales, Diaporthaceae. Gene Ontology annotation, cellular component: nucleus; Cdc73/Paf1 complex. Gene Ontology annotation, molecular function: RNA polymerase II C-terminal domain phosphoserine binding. Bases 1 to 1362 code for a protein of 453 amino acids.
AUGUCAGACCUAGAAGACCAGGUUGACGUGUCGGACGGUGGAGGUGAUGACCUUUUCGGCGACGAUGGGAGCGACGCGUCGCUGAUCGCGGACAACCCGCCCCUUCCUAGCGACGAUGACCUGGCUUCAGAGCCCGAUCGCCAACGCAGCCAGCGCAGUGAGACGCGUGAGCCAAUUGGCGGCGACGGCGAUGGCGAUGGCGAGCGACGAGAAAAAACCGUCGCAGAGGAGAUCAUCUACCGCCAUGGGCUCCCAAAGACAAAGGAUGGAAACGUUGGUUGCCCCUUCCCAUUCUUGACUUCAUGGCUGGUGUAUCUAACUACUCCGCAGAUGCAAGCUGCGAAAGUCCCCAACUUUCUGCGCUUCAUGCCGACCGAGUACAAAACGGACGAGUUUCAGCCUUCCGACUGGGCAAUUGAAAACUCGCUGCGAAAGAUACCCACCAACCUCGUUCGAUACCGGCGGAACCCCGACACGGGCGAGCUGGAGAGCAACUCAAACAUCUACAGGUGGAGCGAUGGCUCCUUGACCUUACAGGUUGGUGAAGAGCACUUCGACAUACAGGUCAAGGAUCAGGUGCCUCCAGCCAACAAACCGUACAUUCCUGACCGUGACGCUCAUCGAUACAUUGCUGCUGCGCACAUGGGCCACUCACAUUUGCUUACCGUCGCGCACAUCAACGAGGAGUGGACCAUCCGUCCGGAUAAGCAGCGUGUGGAUGAGGACACAGAAUUGCUGAGGGAAAGGAUGGGUCUGGCAAAGGGCGGAAUGAAAGAAGGCGAGAUGAUCAUCACCACCACAGAAGAUCCCGAGCUACAAAAGAAGCAGGCCGAGCAGGCUGAGAAGGAGCGCAUCCGCGCGCAGCGAAGACGGGAAAACGCAGCAGCGAGGAUAGACGGUGGUGGUGGAGGAGGCGGUGGAUUUCGGAGGGGAGGUCUCUCCAUUGAAGGCCUGGAGGGCGGCCGGCGCGCGACAGGACGGAAGCGUGGCCCGGGAGGAUCAUCGAAGCGAAGCGGUGGCGGUCGCCGCCGCAAUGACGAAUACGAUUCGGACGACGAUCUUCCUGCCGGAGCACACGGAAACGCCAAUGAAUAUGAUCGCGAAGACGACUUUAUUGCGUCAUCUGACGAUGGCAUGGAAAGUGGGGAGGAUGGCGGGGAAGAAGAUGACGAUAUUCUCGACGCUGUAGACAGAGAGGAUCGUGACAGACCACGAGCUAAGCGGCAGAGGACCGCUGAGCCUUCCGACGAUGAGGAUGCUGACGGCGAGCCAGAGGACCCAGCGCCUACGGGCACGUCGGCGGGUGGAGAGCAUGCUCGACGGAGGAUGCGACGUAUCGUCGAUGAUGAUGACAGUGAAUAA